AUGGUGCGUCAGCUGCACGACGGUAUGAUGGCGCGAGUCACGGACAACGGAGCUGUCUCAGAGGCGUUCAAAGUGACCAACGGAGUGAAGCAGGGACGCGUGCUGGCGCCUAGCCUCUUCAGUCUUAUGUUCUCUGCCAUGCUGAUGGACGCCUACCGUGACGAACGCCCUGGAAUCCGAAUCGCCUACAGGACGGACGGUCACCUCCUGAAUCAACGACGGAUGCACUUCCAAUCGCGCGUAUCCACAACCACUGUUCACGAACUCCUCUUCGCCGACGACUGCGCCCUGAACACCACCUCGGAAGAGGAGAUGCAACGGAACAUGGACCUCUUCUCUGCCGCUUGCGCGAACUUCGGUCUGCUCAUCAACACGCAGAAGACGGUGGUGAUGCAUCAACCGCCACCCAACACCGCCACAUCCCCCAACGUGCCAAAAAGCAGCGUGAAUGGGACCCAACUGCAAGUGGUGGAGGACUUCCCGUACCUGGACAGCACCCUCUCCCGCAACAUCAAGAUCGAUGACGAAGUCGCCAACAGGAUCUUGAAAGCCAGUCAAUCCUUCGGUCGCCUCCAAAGUACAGUUUGGAAUCGGCACGGUCUUCAACUGAGCACGAAGCUGAAGAUGUACAAGGCCGUCAUCCUGCCGACGCUGCUGUACGGAGCGAAGACUUAA
Messenger RNA from Spirometra erinaceieuropaei, 675 nucleotides. Lineage: Eukaryota; Metazoa; Platyhelminthes; Cestoda; Diphyllobothriidea; Diphyllobothriidae. The record is from the annotation of a GenBank genome assembly.